UAAUGUGAUCCAAGGUUUAUUACAAUAUUAUUAACUUUCACUCUUUCGAUCGUCUAGUUCAAUUACUGUAUACCACGGUUUAAGAUAUAUACAACUGUUAAUCCCUUAAUUAUUGCUAUCAGACGAACCUAUGAUUAAUGAAUUAAUAAUUAUAUGAUAGUAUUAUUGUUACGGGUGAAUAAAUUAUAAUGUGGCAGACCGCCGGAAAGCAGAGAAAUCAUAUACAAUUGUAAAGUAUAAGUGAAGGCCUACUAUUUUUUUAUAUCUCAAAAAAGAUUAAAGAUAAUCAUAUUUUGACCAACAUGCCGUUAAAAGGAUUAAACAUAUUAGAAUUUUCUGGUCUGGCGCCAGUACCUUUUGUUGGAACGAUACUAUCUGAUUUUGGAGCAAAUGUGACUGUAAUACAGAAAAGAAGUGCUAUUUUGGAAUUUACAAGCUUUUUAAAUGGUGGUAAAAAGUCCAUAAGUAUCAAUUUAAAACAUCCUGAAGGUGUUGAGAUUACACAAAAAUUAAUUAUUAAUGCCGACAUUGUACUUGAACCUUAUAGACCCGGUGUAAUGGAAAAACUGGGAUUAGGCCCCGAUGUAAUGAUUGCCAAAAAUCCUCGUUUAAUAUAUGCUCGAUUGAAUGGGUAUGGUUCACAUGGACAAUAUGCAAAGAGAGCUGGACAUGAUAUAAAUUAUUUAGCCAUGUCAGGUUUGUUGUCAUUGUAUGGUUCAAAGAAUUCAAAACCUGUUCCUCCCGUAAAUUUUUCUGAAUUUGCGGGCGGUAGUAUGGUAUGCGUAAUGGGAAUUUUAAUGGCAGUCAUAGAAAGAUACAAAAGUGGAAAAGGUCAGGUGGUCGACGCCAACAUAACUGAAGGAAUUUCUUAUGUCGGAAGUUGGUUGAUGUGUUCACAAGAAUCAAUGAUUUGGGGGAAAUCAAAGGGACAAAAUUUACUGGAUGGAGGAAUGCACUUCUAUGAUACAUACGAAACCAAAGAUGGUAAAUGGAUGGCUGUCGGUGCAAUAGAACCAGCAUUUUAUCAAGAGUUCAUCAAAGGACUAGGAUUGAACAUCAAUGACAUUGAACAGAUGGAUAAUUUUGAGGGUAAUAGAGUAAUUAUUGCAAACAAAUUUAAAGAAAAAACAAGAGAAGAAUGGUGCAAUAUUUUUGAUUCAAAAGAUGCUUGUGUAACUCCUGUGUUAGAACUGGAUGAAGUUGACCAGCAUCCUCAUAACGCAAGUAGAAAUUCAUACAUCAGGAAAGAUAAUAUUGUGCUGCCCGUUCCAGCACCAAAAUUAAGUGUUACUCCUGGUGUUUCAAGUUCAAAUAAACCAACUGUGGUUUGUGGACAGAAUACAAGGGAAAUACUUGAAAGUAUUGGAUAUACACAAAUAGAAAUCAAUAAACUAUUUGAAAAUAAGACUAUAUUUCAAGACUCAAAAUCCAGGUUAUAGUUGGGUAUCAUAGUUUUUGCAAGGUGGUUAUGUGAGUUUUUGUGUGUUAAACGGUUUUAUUUUCUGUGUUUGUACAUCAUGUUAUGUUAAGUUUUAAUACAAAUAUAAAAAAUUUAGUAUUUUUUAUACAAACA
Messenger RNA from Acyrthosiphon pisum (pea aphid), 1573 nucleotides. RefSeq names its product Alpha-methylacyl-CoA racemase (gene Amacr). The record is from RefSeq and is a predicted model, not a curated record. NCBI's taxonomy places the organism in Eukaryota, Metazoa, Arthropoda, Insecta, Hemiptera, Aphididae. Gene Ontology annotation, cellular component: mitochondrion. Gene Ontology annotation, biological process: bile acid metabolic process. The transcript has 7 exons. The coding region runs from base 303 to 1439 and encodes 378 amino acids. Gene Ontology annotation, molecular function: alpha-methylacyl-CoA racemase activity.